GCGUGUGUUAUUCAGUGCAGUGAGCGGGUGCAUCAGCGCAGCAACGAAAGUAUCCUCCCGUCCGCCUGAUUUUGGAAGUGCCGUCGAAAUUACUACUGCUCCGUAUUCCGACUCCGUAUGUGAAAAUGGCAACGAAAACUGACCGGAAAUUUGCCGAUCUUGGCUUGAAACCGUGGGUCGCCAAUCAAAUGGAUAAACUUGGUCUUCGUCGUCCGACCCCAAUCCAGGAGGCUUGCAUCCCACGCAUUUUGGAAGGUCAGGAUUGUAUCGGCGCUGCCAAGACCGGUUCCGGAAAAACGUUCGCCUUCGCUCUGCCAAUCCUGCAGAAGCUGAGUGAGGAGCCGACCAGCAAUUUUGCCUUGGUGUUGACACCAACGCACGAGCUGGCCUACCAGAUUGCGGAGCAGUUCUCCGUCGCGGGCCAACCAAUGGGCGUGAAGGUGUGUGUGAUAACCGGCGGGACGGAUCAGCUGUUGGAGGCACAGCGGCUGCAGAGCCGGCCGCACAUCGUAGUGGCCAUGCCGGGUCGAUUGGCGGCCCAUUUGACCGGGUGCAAUACGUACUCGUUCCGGGCGAUGCAGUUCCUGGUGGUGGACGAAGCCGACCGGGUGCUCAGUGGUAGCUUCGACGAGGAUUUGGCCGCAAUCGACAGUUUCCUUCCGAAAAAGCGCCAGAAUCUGUUCUUUUCUGCCACGCUGAAGGACUUUAUGCGGGAGAACAGUGUGUUUCCGAUCGAGACGGAUGCCUUCGAGUGGUCAGAGGAAAGCGAAGUGGCCACCGUGGAAACGUUGGACCAGCGGUACAUUCUGUGUGCGGAUUACGAUCGGGACAUGGUGCUGAUAGAGACGCUGCGGAAGUUCAAAGAGGAUAACGACGAGGCCAGCGUGAUGAUUUUUACCAAUUCUAAGAAGGAUUGUCAGGUCCUGUCCAUAACACUGAACUCUAUUGGAUUCGAUAAUGUUUGUUUGCAUGGCUUCUUGAGGCAAAAGGAACGGGUGGCUGCGCUAAACAGGUUCAAAUCCAAACACGUGAGGGUCCUGAUAGCUACGGAUGUCGCCAGCAGAGGCUUGGACAUUCCGAACGUUCAGCUCGUAUUGAAUCAUCGGUUGCCGAAGAUUCCCAACGAGUACAUACAUCGUGUGGGACGGACGGCAAGAGCGGGACGGAAAGGUUUGGCCAUUUCGAUAUUUCGCUUUCCGAGAGAUUUGGAGUUCCUUGGGGAAAUCGAAAGCUUGAUAAAUACGAAGCUAACGGAACACCCGGUGGACCAACGAUUGGUAGAGCGAAUCUUCAUGCAGGUCAGCGUUGCUCGAAGGGAAGCUGAAAUGAACCUGGACACCAAGGACUUUGACGAGCGGCAGCACAACUACCGGCGCAAAAAGUGGAUCGAGCAGGGUCUGGAACCGGACGAGAUGGAAAGCAAGUGGAAACAAGAGAAGGAAUCGCGAGCUGCCGAACGGAGGGAACGGCUCCGAAAGGAGAAUGAGGCACGCAAGCGAGCUGCAGCGGUUGAAGGAGGGUCUAGCACGACCAAAGACGAACGAUUCACGGCGGUGGCACAAAAUAAGAAAUUCAAGAAACGGAAAUUCGUUACAACUGAGCAACUGGAUGAGUUUGCUAAGGGUAAAAAAGUUAAGCAACAGAGUGAUGGAAAGGGAAAAGCGAAAAAAGGAAAACUAAAAGUCAAGAAGAAUAAAAAGCAAAUAAAAUGAAUGUUUAGAUGCCAUAA
This is a messenger RNA of Aedes albopictus (Asian tiger mosquito), 1729 nucleotides long. It is a transcript of the gene Dbp45A, whose product is annotated as probable ATP-dependent RNA helicase Dbp45A. Bases 126 to 1712 code for a protein of 528 amino acids. NCBI's taxonomy places the organism in Eukaryota, Metazoa, Arthropoda, Insecta, Diptera, Culicidae. Gene Ontology annotation, molecular function: ATP binding; nucleic acid binding; RNA helicase activity. The transcript is spliced from 3 exons. The record is from RefSeq and is a predicted model, not a curated record.